GUGUGGAAAGUGAGAGUAGAAACUGGGACUUUUCUUCUUUCAUGCUCUGUUUUCUCUUUCCUGUCCUUCCAGAAUAAAAGUCCUGUCCUCAGAUCAGCAGCAUGUUGGAGACACUGAUCCUCAGCUCAGCUCACAUCUUCAUCUUCAUCACCUUCAUCAUGAUUGGCUUGACCGCCCUCUUCCUCCUCUGUGCCGCCCUCACUCCCGCUCUCUGCUGUGAUUGGCUCACACACUACAGUCGCCAUAGCAACAUCUCUCGGACUCUCAUCCUCCACAUGGGUGAUCCGCUGACGACAGAGGAGAGUAAAGUUUCCUUUCCAUACAGACUCUAUAAAGACAUCCGCAACACUGAGGUGGAGUCCCAGCUGGUUUUCAUCAGAGACAGUCUGGAGCUGAUCCUUAACCUCUAUCACCACGACAACCGCUCCUCCGUCGCCUGGGAUACGGACAAGAUGGAUCGCUUCCUGAUGAGCAUGGACAGACAGAUAGACGGACUCAACACCUGUGUUUCAACGAACAAACGAGCAGACGGCCAACUGAGGAAAUACUACAGGAGACUGGAGAAGAGAACUCUGUACCUCACUGGCGGGGCCCCGGCGUCCUGGGAGCUGAUCAGGAAGGAAACUAAACUGCACCUGGAUCAGUUGGAGCUGCUGGUGGCCUCCAUCAGAGCUGCUACCCGCAGGAGGCGCUCUACACCAACUCACCACCAACACUGACACCACGUCUGACGUCUGCUUCACUGCCUCCACCUCCUCUGUCACACACACACACACUCAGCGUCUCUACUCUCACUGUUUAUUUAUUCAUUAACUGAUCCACUGAUUAUUAUUUAUUGAUUAUUUAUUGUUAUUUAUUUGUUCAGAUGUGACAGUUUUUACUCUGUUAUAAAGAGUUAAAAUUAAACCUACUCUGAUUUGACUUGAAAACAUGAAACUGGAAAUCAGUGGUGGAAAGUAACUGAGUACAUUUACUCAAGUCUUAGAUUCUAUUAUUGAUCGUGUAUUGAUGAUUUCUUCAGAAACCUGAAGUUUUGUUUUUCUAUGAAUGA
This is a messenger RNA of Lates calcarifer (barramundi perch), 1051 nucleotides long. Its product is annotated as interferon a3-like. Gene Ontology annotation, molecular function: cytokine receptor binding. The transcript has 5 exons. Gene Ontology annotation, biological process: response to exogenous dsRNA; defense response. Gene Ontology annotation, cellular component: extracellular region. Bases 102 to 719 code for a protein of 205 amino acids. The record is from RefSeq and is a predicted model, not a curated record. Lineage: Eukaryota; Metazoa; Chordata; Actinopteri; Centropomidae.